GCGCAUGCUCAUUUGUCCAUGACUCCUGGCUUACUAGUGAAUUUUUUUCAGCAUUAGCUAAACUUUGAAUAGCUAAAACAACAAUUUUCCUUGUGUUGCAUGAACACCUAGUCCGUGUAUGUGCAGUGCCGCAAUAUUGGGGCUUUUUAUGAAGACAAACAAACUGCGGAAACAGUGUUAGUGCGGCUUUUUGCUGGUGGGUUUGCUAGCUAGCUAAACAACAGAGAUUGGUUGUUAUCUAACUUACAUACAUUAAAGUGGACUUCUCAGUCUUUUUUGCAAAUAAUUAAGCGUUUUUUAAGCUUGGAAAAAAUUGCAGUACUGUCUCAACCUCAAGGUAAGCUCUAAAUUGUGCUGGCAUGGGCAUCGCUAAAAGAGUGCUCGGCCGCUUCGGUAUUUUUUGACUCGUACAAUAAUGUGAGUUCAGUCCCGUAAAAGCAGAGAAUGGACAGAGACUUGUUGAGGCAAUGUCUGACGUAUCAUGGACAAUCCCUGUUCAAUACGCUGAAAUGUGAACAAACGGAAAAUCCAGACUUCCAAGCGGUGGUGUCUGACCUCUGCAAAGCCACGUAUGAGAGUAGAUGUGAAGAGCAGAGCAACCCACUUGUGGAGCAGUUCAUUGCCAGGAAGGCUGACAUCCUGUUCAGUCCAGUAUGGAGAACCGCUGGUCUUCGAGGAGAGGAGCACGAGGAGGAGGAGGCUGUAGAGCCCUAUGCAGUUAUGCCACCGAUGGAGGUAUUCAUGGAGGUGUCGUAUGAGGAGAGGCGAUCCAUGAUUUACCGGGAUUUGGAAAGAGGAGACAUUGUGGUGGGGAGGAUCAACAACAUUAGAGAAUACGGCUUCUUUCUCACUCUGUUUUGCACAGCAGGAGGUCUGAAAAGAGACAUUGAGGACUUAGAGUUGUCGGCUCUGUGUCAUGUCAGAGAAAUUCCCUCCACUGGCAGCCAUGAUGAUCCCCUGGCGUACUACCAGAUUGGGGACUUCAUCAGAGCUGGAGUGAAAGAUAUUGAUCGCUACCAGGAGAAAAUCACAGUGUCGCUCCAUCAGGCCUGUCUUUCUCCGAGCUUGGAGCACAUCAAACUUGGUGUCAUUACCAAGGAGGAGCUGCCUGUUCAUUACAGUCGUAGUGUUCAGGCAGCCAAUGACUCCAGUGAGACAUAUGAGCGUAUACUGACAGGUUGUCAUGGAUACCACAACCCCUCUGUAGUGGACUACUUGCUGGAAAAGGUGGGAAUUAGUGAUACCCACCCACCGUCAAUGAUGCGUGGACUGCAGAGUAAACUUUUCCAAGCAGAGGAUUUUGCUUCUGCAAUCAGGAAGAAACAGUCUGCAUCCUGGGCCUUAAAGUGUGUCCGUGCAGGGGUGGACCACUUCAAACAUGGUCGCCAUGUGGAAGCCAUGAAUGAAUACAACAAAGCCUUGGAAAUAGACAUUAGUAAUGUAGAAGCACUGGUGGCACGUGGAGCUCUGUAUGCUAACAAAGGCAGCAUCAUGAAGGCAAUAACAGAUUUUGAACGAGCUCUGGAGAACUGUCCUGAUCACCGCAACGCCAAGAAGUAUCUGUGUCAGACACUAGUGGAGAGAGGAAAACAGCUUGAGGAACAGGAAAAGCUAGUAACAGCUGAGGGAUUGUACAGAAGAGCUCUAACUUUAGAUGGCUCAAACCCUGAGGCACAGGAAGCCCUGCACAAGAUCACAGACACUAUACAGAAAUCGAUUCGCCUGCGAGAGGAAGCACUGGCUAAGGAACAGGUCAAAACUAAGAGUGGCCAGAGCAGUGCUGAAAAAUUACGUAAGAUCUUAAAAGAGGAGAAGAGGAUGAAGAAAAAACGGAAGAGAUCAUCCUCCUCCUCAUCCUCCACUUCUUCAAGGACAUCCUCCUCCUCCACAUCAUCAUCGUCCUCUCGCAGGCAGUCUAAAAAGAAGAAAAAGAAAAGGAGGAAAUCAGAGCGUGGAAGCAAGCGCCAUCGCAGGAUCUCCUCAAAGGAGAGCAGGAGAAGCAACGAGGGUAAGAAGGAUAGGAAGGAGAAAGAGGAGGAUGACGAGGUGGAGUGGUAUCCCGCACCUUCCAAUACCUCAGCUACUUUUCUCAACCAGGUGGGAGGCCUGGGGUUUGGAUUGAGGGACGAGGAGCAGGUAGAAGGGAAGGAUGCAGAUGAUAGAAAGAGUUUCAAGCUGUACUCGCUGUCAGCAGCUUCAGAAGAGGAAGAGUCUGACUCCUCACAGAGAGAAAGAAAGGGAAGGGACAGGGAGGAGAGCAGGACGAAGAAAACAAAGAGCAGCCUGAGCAGAAGCCCAGAUAGAGAGAAGAUUAGGAGCAGGAGUAGAGAAAGGAGGAAUAGAAGUAGGGAUGGUGACAGGAAGAAAGACAGAAGAAGCAGUGACUACAAAAGGAGAAGUAGUUUAGAUGAAAAUUCCAAGCGGAAAUUAUCCUGCUCGUCAGGAGAGUUGGAGUAUUCGGGUCGUAAAUCUAGUUACCGACCUGAGCAUUCUGGAAAUUCCACUUCCAAACACCCAGAGAACAGGAAUGACUCAUCAUCCAGGAACCUCUUUGAAGAGAAUAGAGGCAGGCUGGAAGUUCACGGAGUAGAUCAGGUGAAAAGAGAGAAGGAAAGUCGAAUGGAAGAAGGUACCAUUCCAGAUCAAGGACACAGUAAAAAAGGAAGUGCUGGAAAUCAAAAUGAACAGUGCAGCAUGGGGGCCAAAAAGGACCUCCCUGCAAACCUGUUGGAUAUUUUUAACCAGAUUGCUCAGUUUGAGAAGGAAAAAGGAGUGAAACCAAAAAAAUAAUAAGAGGGUAUGAUAUCCAUACAGGUGUUCGGAAAAAAGGUGAAAGUAAUAUUAAUACCAUGAAACUACUCUCUGGACUGCAUCAAUACUCCUGAUCUAUGGCCAAAUCUGUUGCUGAUUGAAUGUCACCAGCUAUUUUUUUUUUUUUUUUAAAGUUUGUCUUUUUGCAGAAAAUGAGCCGUUUUACUUUGAAAGGUUGUUAUUCCCUAUGUCAGACUGGAGUCCUAUAAUAAUUUCCUAGUAACUGUUUGUCAAAAUGUCCUGAAAUGUUCACCUUGAUGGGUUCAAACAGGUUUAACACUUUAAAAUAAUGCUACAGUAAAUUCAUAUUUUUAAACUGGCAAACAGUACAUGUCAUAUCUAAGCAUGAGAAUAUCAGAUUCAGUCCAUAUUAUUACAUUAUCUUCAGAAGCAUCGCCUUUAGAGAAUAGUGAACAUUUUGACAAGCUGUUGCAUAACUUUGCUCUGUAAGCUUGAUCAUCUGUUCUGUGACGUUCUUUUUGCUGUCAAAGAAGUUGACUGCCUUAUAUUUACUGCUGUGUGCCAUGUUGUACAUUCUUUCUGUGGCUUGUUAAACCUCUGUCCAAACAAUCCUUAAGACUAUACUUAGUGCAGAACUUCCAGCUGUAUUCUGACUAAUUGUCUCCUGUAAUAAAACAAAGUCAGUUGAGUCAGUAAAGCAUUUCAAAUAUCAAA
This is a messenger RNA of Pundamilia nyererei, 3486 nucleotides long. It is a transcript of the gene ttc14, whose product is annotated as tetratricopeptide repeat domain 14. The transcript is spliced from 12 exons. The record is from RefSeq and is a predicted model, not a curated record. Gene Ontology annotation, molecular function: protein binding; nucleic acid binding. Lineage: Eukaryota; Metazoa; Chordata; Actinopteri; Cichliformes; Cichlidae. Bases 445 to 2790 code for a protein of 781 amino acids.